Tripterygium wilfordii is the source of this 2353-nucleotide messenger RNA. Its product is annotated as reticulon-like protein B21. NCBI's taxonomy places the organism in Eukaryota, Viridiplantae, Streptophyta, Magnoliopsida, Celastrales, Celastraceae. The transcript has 9 exons. The record is from RefSeq and is a predicted model, not a curated record. The coding region runs from base 195 to 2180 and encodes 661 amino acids.
AUAACACAAUCCUCUCUUUCUUUCUCUCAAAAUUGCUUUGUGAAGACAAAGGGAUCCCAAUGCGUCUCUCCUCACCAACCACCAUUUCUUAAGCUUAAAGCUUCAUAUCCAAAUAAUCAUCAUUGACACUCCCAUGUCAGAGUAGUACUCAAUUACUGGAGAGAAAGAAAGGGAGAUAAAGAGAUAAAUAAGAGAUGGAUGUGAGUAGGAGAAGAGGUGGGGAUAGGAGUAGUGUAGUUGCUGCAGGGUCUGUGUGGGAAAGCAGAAUGAAGCUUGAUGAAGUGAAAGGAGGAAUCAAGGUCUUCAAUGGCGGUGGCGAAGAUAGUAAUCAAGAAGAGGGUGUUUCGGAUAGUCCGGCCUCGAAAAGGGUAGUGAAGAGAGGGCAAACCCAGAAUUCUGUUGGUGGGGUUGCUGUCAGUGGGAAGAGAAAGACAUGGAAAUCUGAGGGGAACCCAAUUCAGAUUGCUAAAUCAAGAUCCGAUUCUGACAAAAAUUUUGAGGAACAGUGCAACGAAAUUAGUGUUUCUGUGAAUGGAGUCAAAAGGAGUCCAAUUCAGACAAGGAAGGGGAAAUUUGAAGGCAGUAGUAGAGAGCUUAGUUUGUCUACUGAUGGAAUUGAGAGAAGCCCAAUUCAGGUUAAGAAGGGAAGAUCUGAGGGAAUCAAGGAGGUUGGUGUUGUUGCAUCUGUUGAUGGAAAUGAGAGAAGUCCAAUUCAGAUAAGGAAACCAAGAUCUGGGUCUAGUGAAUUUUGUAAGGAUGUUGAAUCAAGUUUGAGAGUAGUUGAAAGAAAUUCAGAUCAAUUAAGGAAGGCGAAAUCAGAGACAAAUAAGGUAAUGAAUCAGUCUGGCAAGAAUCUUGGUGACAGUGAAGGUGAAAUUGGAUGGAAUUCAGUUCAGACUAGGAGGGCAGAGUCAGAGCCUAUUGAGAUUGUGAAACAAUCUGGAAAGAGGAGUAGCAAUGGCGAGCCUGUGGAUGGAAUUGACAAAAACCCAGAUGAAAUUGAGAAGAAUGGAUCGGAUGAUUCUUGUAAGGAGUUUGAUGAAUGCCAAGAAAAGGCCAUUUUGAGUAAUGUAAGCACUGUGGGUAUGGAGAAACAUGAUGAUGAUGCUGAUGAUGAUGAUGAACAUGUUGGUGAAGAAUUUGAAGAGGAGGAUGAGGAAGUUGAAACUGAGAUUGAGAAGAAUAUUGAUGUGAAGGUAAUCAAUGUACCAGAAAAGAAACCUGAUAAGGUUGUGAAUGAAGAGACGACACCCAAUAAGGUCGUCAAAGAAGUACCUACACCUCCCAUUGUGACUAAACAGCCUCCCACAGUUAGAAGGAGAGCUACUAUCUAUCAAAAUCUUCAAAAUCCUUCAAAACCUGCUUCUGUUCCAGUUUCAGAUGGAUACCAAAGUCACCCACAAACCCAGAGCAAAUUGCAGAGUUUAGUGGAUUUGGUGAUGUGGAGAGAUAUCUCAAGAUCAGCAUUUAUCUUUGGAAUUGGAACAUUUAUUAUAGUCUCCUCAUCAUACACCAAGGAUCUAAACAUCAGCUUUAUUUCUGUGGUUUCCUAUCUGGGUCUUGUUUAUCUUGCUGCCAUCUUCCUCUACAGAUCCAUUAUCCGCAGAGGAAUCAUAGACAUAGAUGAUGCAAGUUAUGUUCUAGGAGAAGAAGAAGCUGUUUGGCUGCUGAGAUUGAUUUUACCUUAUAUAAAUGAAUUCCUGUUGAAACUAAAAGCACUUUUUUCUGGAGAGCCUGCUACUACAAUGAAGUUGGCAGUGCUUCUGUUUGUACUGGGCAGGUGUGGCAAUUCCAUAACCAUCUGGAAGAUGGCAAAAUUGGGUUUCUUUGGAGUUUUCACUGUACCAAAAGUCUGCUCUUCGUACUCUACACAGUUAACUUUAUAUGCUAAAUUCUGGGUGCGAAGAUUUGGUGAUGCUUGGGAGUCAUGUGCACACAAGAAAGCAGUGGCGUUCGCUUUCUUUACCCUUGUGUGGAAUUUAUCUUCAAUCGUUGCUCGUAUUUGGGCAGUGUUCAUGCUGUUUGUGGCCGUCCGAUACUAUCAGCAUUCGUUGGUGAGGGAUGAAUGGGCAGAGGACGAGGCAGCAGGUGAGGAAGCAUGGGAUGGACAGAUUGGAGGACAAGGACAAAGGCGUGGACCCACAUUAGUCGACGUAAUUAAGGCAAAGAAAGGAACCUAAGCACAUUCCUCCCGCUUAGGCAACUCUUAUUUGUAUUAUUUCCUUUUUUUUUGUUAUUGUAAAUACGUGCAUGUGACAUUGUUCAGCUAGCAUAGUCCAGUGUGGAAGCAGACUACAUGUAUGAAUAAUGUAUAAUUAUCUUUGCUUUGAAAACUUUCCUCUUUUUUUGUCUA